Messenger RNA from Ilex paraguariensis (yerba mate), 285 nucleotides. NCBI's taxonomy places the organism in Eukaryota, Viridiplantae, Streptophyta, Magnoliopsida, Aquifoliales, Aquifoliaceae. The record is from the annotation of a GenBank genome assembly.
GAAUCGAACGUCGAUCUUUUCGAUCCACGGGCGGUCAUGGAGUCGGACUUUUCGCCGGGCGGUGGGAACAUCGCGUCAGUUUCCGAUUCGGACUUCGGCUUCGCGUUUAACGACAGCAACUUCUCUGAUCGGGUUCUGAGAAUCGAAAUCGUUCCGGAUUUGCCGGAUACCAAGUCGGACGGCGAGGGUUGUAGCAGUAUUGCGGAGUGGGCUCGGAAUCGGAAACGUAGACGAGAAGAAAUCAAGAAAGAAAAUGGUAUUUCAGCAACCUAUGUAUAUACAUAA